Messenger RNA from Phyllostomus hastatus (greater spear-nosed bat), 657 nucleotides. It is a transcript of the gene IGLL1, whose product is annotated as immunoglobulin lambda like polypeptide 1. The transcript is spliced from 3 exons. The coding region runs from base 17 to 655 and encodes 212 amino acids. The record is from RefSeq and is a predicted model, not a curated record. Gene Ontology annotation, molecular function: MHC class II protein complex binding. Gene Ontology annotation, cellular component: MHC class II protein complex. NCBI's taxonomy places the organism in Eukaryota, Metazoa, Chordata, Mammalia, Chiroptera, Phyllostomidae. Gene Ontology annotation, biological process: peptide antigen assembly with MHC class II protein complex; antigen processing and presentation of exogenous peptide antigen via MHC class II; positive regulation of T cell activation.
UUGACUCUGAGGGCAGAUGAGGCCCAGGACAGGACAGGUGGGCCUGGAGGCCCGCAGGGGGCCGAGUGCCGGCCUCAGGCAGUGCUGGCCGCCGCUGCUGCUGCUGGGCCUGGCCGUGGCCUCCCAUGGCUUGCUGCUCUCCACAACAACACCUCGGAGCGGGGCUCCAGGCCCCGGAACCCCGACAAGAAGCAGCAGCCCUUGGAACCCUUGGGAAAGGUUCCCGCCCAGGACUGGCCCCCAGGAGGCAGGCCCCAGGUGCUGGCAUGGGUUUUGGCCCGAUUCUCGGUCCCCAUGGUUCAUCUUCAGCAAUGGGACCGAGCUGAUCAUCCUAGGUCAGCCCAAGUCCACGCCCUCCAUCACUCUGUUCCCGCCCUCCUCUGAGGAGCUCAGAACCAACAAGGCCACGCUGGUGUGUCUCAUCAGCAACUUCUACCCUAGAGCCAUAACAGUGACCUGGAAGGAAAAUGGCAGCCCCGUCUCCCAGGGCGUGGAAACCACCAAGCCCUCUAAACAGAGCAACAACAAGUAUGCGGCCAGCAGCUACCUGAGCGUGUCGGCCAGCAAGUGGAAAUCUGCCAGCCAGUACAGCUGCCAGGUGACCCACGAAGGCAGCACUGUGGAGAAGACAGUGGUCCCCUCAGAGUGUUCCUAGGA